Molecule: messenger RNA, 5908 nt
Organism: Esox lucius (northern pike)
Lineage: Eukaryota; Metazoa; Chordata; Actinopteri; Esociformes; Esocidae
Gene: ppm1e
Product: protein phosphatase, Mg2+/Mn2+ dependent, 1E
Exons: 7
Coding region: 31-1845 (604 amino acids)
Biological process (GO): protein dephosphorylation; negative regulation of protein kinase activity
Molecular function (GO): protein serine/threonine phosphatase activity; cation binding
Source: RefSeq, a predicted model, not a curated record
UGUCUCUUGUCUAUUCAGGAAUGAGAAGUGAUGGCCGGCUCUGCAACCGAGGAGAAAACCUUCCGAAGGUUCUUGGAGCUCUUCCUCCGAGAAAUGAGACCACCACUCCAAGAGAACGACCCCGUUCCAAUGCGCCCUUUGUCGGACCUCACGUCGGAAGACGAGGUGGAAGGGGAAUGCCUCGAUAUGUGUCUUCAGCACCUGUGCAAAUAUAACUGCCCCUUCUCCCUGGCGGCUGCCCUGGCACGCUUCACAGCAGACAGUGUUCUCCAGAGUGACCUCUCCAUCUACCACAUCCAGAAGACUGUUGAGGAUGGAGUAGACCCUUUCCCCCAGAUUGAGUCGGUGGCCUUUGCCCGUCUGGUCUUCAACAAGCUGUGUGAAACAUGCUGCCUGUGGCUGAAGGACUUCCCUUACCGCCGACGGCCUCAGCCCUAUUAUGAGACCUCCAUUCAUGCUAUUAAAAACAUGCGUCGCAAGAUGGAGGACAAACACAUCGUCAUCCCAGAUUUCAACACUCUAUUCAACAUACAGGACCAGGAGGAGCAGGCCUUCUUCGCCGUGUUCGAUGGCCACGGGGGCGUGGAUGCUGCGAUCUACGCUGCCAAUCACCUCCACGUCAACAUGGUACACCAAGAGUGCUUCAGUCAGGAUCCGGGCCAGGCCCUGUGUCGCGCCUUCAGAGUCACGGACGAACGCUUCAUUCGGAAAGCUAAGAUGGAGAACCUGCGCUGUGGCACCACCGGGGUGGUGACGUUCCUGAGAGGGCGGACUUUGUACGUGGCCUGGCUGGGGGACUCUCAGGUCAUGCUGGUGAAAAAGGGCCAGGCCGUGGAACUGAUGAAGCCUCACAAGCCUGACAGAGAGGACGAGAAGCAGCGUAUUGAGGCUCUGGGCGGCUGUGUAAUCUGGUUCGGCACAUGGAGGGUUAACGGCAGCCUGUCGGUAUCCAGAGCCAUAGGUGACAAUGAGCACAAGCCUUACAUCUCUGGCGAUGCCGACCACCACAUCGUGGAGUUGGACGGCACCGAGGACUACCUGAUCCUGGCCUGUGAUGGCUUCUAUGACACAGUCAGCCCCGAUGAGGCGGUGCGUGUGGUUAACGACCACCUGACGGAGAAUAACGGAGACAGCACCAUGGUGGCCCACAAGCUGGUGGCCUCUGCCCGCGAUGCCGGCUCCAGUGACAACAUCUCCGUCAUCGUGGUCUUCCUAAGAGACCUCCGUGUGCCCCCGCCAGGAGAGGAGGAGGAAGAGGGGGCGGAAGAGGAGGGAGAGGAGAACGCCGUGGAGGAGGAAGAACAAGGGGAAAUAGGCGGCCAGGACGGGGCCAACACGGACGCUGGAGGGAAGGGCCACUGUUUCCUGCAGCAGUGCUCUGCUCCGGCUGACCUGGCAUAUGAAGAUCGCACGGACUCAUUGACUGACAGGACCAGCCUGGGUCUGCUGGGGCCCAUGCUGGGAGACGAGGGUUGGAUCCGGCUUCCCCCGGCAAGCUCACACCCUCCCCGCUCCUUAGCCCUCACGCAGAACCUCCUGCCCAAUGAGGGCCAUGGGGGGAUUUGGUUGCCUGAACCCUGCUUUCCCAUCUCCCAGAAACCCAGCUCGGAUGGACAAUGGUCCUUGGCGGCCGCUCUGUUUGGCCAUGCAGGGAGGCGCUCCCGGAGGAUGGAGCACGUGAGCCCCAGGUGGGGUUGGGGAUCCCGGCGUCGGGGCAGAGCCCCAAGGAAGCUCCCUGGCCUGCUGCGCUCCACCUGUUGUGUGCCCCACCCUCAGCGCUGCUCCGUCAGGAGGCCCGAUGUGGCCCAGCCCCACCUGCCCUGUGACAGUAGUCUGAUGAUGUGACCUGACCUCCCUGCUCCCCUGCCCCUUUCUUUAUCCGAUAGUCAUUCAUGCAUCCAUCAUCAGCUCUUCAUCCAGGACACUGGCCCCAUACCGGGCCUCCGUCUGAACCUACCCCAACCCACAGCCACACGGUCCCUUUCCAGCCAUCACAGUUCCUGCCCCCAGCCCAUAUUGCAAACACACACUACCGUGCUCUUACUCAUAAUGGAACACACAUUAUCCUCCCACUCCAUAUUCAUAAAUGGGAGUACUUAAUAUAGGAUUAUAAGAUUAGUGGUCACUUACCUGAAUAAUUCCAGCAUAUAUACAUAUAUACAUACACAUAUAUAUAUGUAUGUAUUCCAGUUGGGGGUUACAGUAGAUGAUAAUGACGUUUAAGGGAUAUUAUUUUAAAAUGAAUCAUAAUUUGGAGUAUGACGUCAUCUAUGAGCAGACAUUAGUCAGACCUCGCCAUGCCUGUCAAAUUGACUUAACGUUUACAUGUACUGUUACUGAACACAAGAUGUGUCCUGAUUACCGAGAAGUCCUUCCCAACAGGCUGGUUCUAAGUAAGUGCUCUAUCAGGCAUUGCUAGACUUAUUGGGCCAGGAUAGUUCAGACCAAACAGCAGAACAUGUGCCUUCAGUGCUUGUCACCUAAAGGAGAAUUGAACUUUUUGUCAGAUGGUUCUUCACUCUGUCAUGGGACAUUUGAGCCUCAGUCUCUGCAUGAGGACCCCAAAACAAUAUGGACCCAGGUGUUUUGUAAAGCUUACAGGGGCAACUUAACCACCCGUUAUGCCGUUUAAUAAUUCCUCUUACAACAAAGGUAUUCAUGUCUGGUUUGAAAAGAAUAGUAAAUUUUUCUACCACCAUUUAUUUAAAUGUUAAUCCAGACUAGGGCUGGGAUUCAUUCAGGCCUGCCAAUGUUUGCACAUUGUCCUCUCAUUUACAACACUCUGCCCAUGCAUUGUCACUGCUAAUUCUGAAAGGUGUGAGGGUCGCUCCGGUUGGAGUGGUAGUUAAAUAUACAGUACCCGAGACCAAUCUGUGAAAUCAUUGAAACAUUGUAAAAAAAGGGCUACUGCGUGAAUACUUCAGUCCAGGUUUGACUGAAUUAAGCCCUAGGUGGUGUGCCUCCACUGUCCUGGCCCAGGCAAUCAUUGUUUUAGAUGUAUAAAAACGCUGUCCCUGUCUCACUCCUACAUCUUUCACCCUCAAGAAAAACAGGAAUUGUUCGUGCCAUUCCUGAUUUUUAAACACUAAGACAUUGUGCCAUUCCCAUGUUCUUCUUAAAACCACACCCCUUCUUGCCCUCCCCAAUUCUACUGAGUUCCCAGGAGACAGGGACCUAACAUGUGAGUGACUAAACCCCUCACCUAACAUAUGAGUGACUAAACCCCUCACCUAACAUAUGAGUGACUAAACCCCUCACCUAACAUAUGAGUGACUAAACCCCUCACCUAACAUAUGAGUGACUAAACCCUUCACCCAACAUGUGAGUGACUAAACCCCUCACCUAACAUAUGAGUGACUAAACCCCUCACCUAACAUGUGAGUGACUAAACCCCUCACUGUUCCCCAGCCAGCCAGUCAGAUCCCAAUCACUGCUUUCAGCUACUCUGAAAGGCUGAACUCUAUGUCGCCCCGUGGUUACCCCACUAAAGAACAUGGUAGGUACUUAGCGAAGGCCAUUUGGACAUUCGUCACGAGACAUCCCCCAUACCUCAGAAUGUAUUCCAGUUAUAUAAUGUACACGAAGCCCUCCCAUGACCUCGGUAAUCGUCUCCAUAGGACUGAAACAGUAGUGGUGUUCCAAUGUGGAAUGUAAGAAAGACACUUCUGGAUGCAAUACAACUGUUUUCCACAAUAUGCUGGAGGCAUUUGGCAGGCUGUGGGACAGGGCGUGGUGUACAUGUAGACGUAAGCUGGCCCCAGUAUUAUCGCCAGUCUGAGCAUUCUGUUCACUCUGAGGAGGUGGCAUGUCACUAGAACACUGCCUCAAGCCAAGACAUGGCCGCCCUCCUCUAGCACGCUUCUGGCGUAAACAACAUCUGCAUUUUGACUCUCAGAUCAGCCGACCACACUAAAUGUGAUUUUCUGACCAGUCAUGAAAGACAACUAUAAAGUCAAAUAUAUAUAAAAGAUAGUUAUUCACUGCCCUGAGUGUCCCCAACCACAUUCCCUACUGUUCUGGAGCUUUCUGCUUUAUGAGAGCAAAAAAAGCUGACAUCUUUCCCCAUCUGAAACACUCCUCACAUGGGUCACCAAUUGUGUGUUGGAAUUGUAGUAAAUUCACAUAUAGAUCUGGCAUCUUAAUUUGAUUAUGCUUUGAACUUUUGAAUUUUACAUGAAUGCAACAGAAACCAUAGUUCCCUUUUUCUUCAAUUAGGGACAGUUGAGUCAUCCAGUCCAGUCCAAGCAAUAUCAUUUGCAUUCAAAUGGAGGCCAUCUGUUUCCAUUCUGAUCCUGGUACAACAGGAUUCAUUUCCACCUGUGACAAAGAGGUCACAUUAAGAUGUCAGACCUGUAUUAUGUACAUGUGGGUAUGAAUGUGUGUGGGUGUGUUUAUGUUAUCGAGGGCAUGUUGUCUGUCUUAUAUAUACUAUUUAACAUCACCACCGUAAGGUCAGCAGGAUGGUGGCACAAUCUUCUGUGUUGAUUUCGAGCUUCACAGCCCCCAGCACUGUACUGUACUGUUCAUGUGACACCUUCGGAUGGAGAGUUGUGUGUGUCAGCAGUGCUUGAGUGACAAAGGAACAUGGGAAUUCAAACACUGGGCUGCAUUUCAAAAGACCUUCAAGGGAUUAUUAAUUGAAAUGGCAGUCCAGUCGGUAACAAGACGCUGAACCUACAAGCCAUUAACAGAAAAACAGCUAGCAAAUUCUAUCAUUUUCUAUCAUUUGCUGUCUAGCUUAACCCAUAGCUUUGCUCUCUCUCUCUCACCUACUGCUGCAUUAUAAGCCACCCAUGCCAGUAAAACACUUUGUUGAUCAUAAAAAACCAUGAGGCCCUUCUUUCCCCUCUGUCACUCAAUUGCUCUCUAUGACUCUGCACUGUGUGUCCAUAUACACAAAACGCUUUGUUCCUGUAAGCAAUAAUGAAUCUUUGAGUCGCACGUGGAAGUGCUCUGUCAGAGGGUUUGUCUCCGAUGAGCAAGAUGGGACUAGAGCCACAUCAAGUAGGCACCUUAUAUUCACAACUUUUUGUCCUAAUACAACAUGCCUAGCGUUUCACCUGUGAUAAAUUAUGUAAGCGUAGUUAAGAACUGGUAGGAAAGUCUACUGUACAAUCUCCUUUCUACUAUUUCGGGAGAGGCAGGAUCUACAUCUGAAAAAGCAGGUUUUGUUUUCAAAUGUGUCCAUCUAACUCAGACUGGUCAACAGAGGCAAUGGCAUAUGUAAACAUAUCAUCUGAAUACAGAUUCAUGUUACAUGUUUUAAUAGGAAGACAUUAUCUAUAAAUAGUGAAGACAACAGAAAAAAUCUACCCCUACUCUACACUUUUCAUAAUAUAGGCAGGAUAGUUAUUUGUGUACAUAACAUAUAACAAGAAUAGAAAUUUAAACUGUAAUACAUUUAGGAAUGCCAAUCAAACUGGUGCAUACAUUACUUUAUUUUUUUUAAGAAUCUCUGUGAAUAACCUGUAUCCUGGAUAAAGGGACCUACAAGGAAAUCUGGUCAUGUGGACACAGCGGACAGAUUUUAUAAAAUGUUUAGAUGCAACGGCUACAAUGUGGUCACAAUCAGAAUGUGGAUGAGAUCAGAACAAAUAAUAAAUGUUAGCGUAAGGUAUAAACAAGGCAAAAAGUACACCUCUACAUUUGACAGACAUAUUCAAUUAGCUCCAAAGUGAAACACAUCAAAGUGUCUGUAUGUUCGUCGUGCUGCCUGUCACAGGCGGGUUCAAACUCUGUUCACCAAGCUGACCUGAAGACAAACCCAUGACUGGCUCUUCCCAAACCUGCAGGUUAGGUAAACCAGUAAAUAGUGUGUGUCUGUAUCUUCUGUGUUUUUCCUCGUAGUAUACGUGUAUCUUAACUGGUGACUAUUAUCAUGUAUAAAAAUUAGAUAAUCUAUAACAUA